This is a messenger RNA of Nicrophorus vespilloides, 3117 nucleotides long. RefSeq names its product N-acetylglucosamine-1-phosphotransferase subunits alpha/beta (gene Gnptab). Gene Ontology annotation, molecular function: UDP-N-acetylglucosamine-lysosomal-enzyme N-acetylglucosaminephosphotransferase activity. Bases 246 to 2174 code for a protein of 642 amino acids. Gene Ontology annotation, biological process: N-glycan processing to lysosome; carbohydrate phosphorylation. Gene Ontology annotation, cellular component: Golgi apparatus. The record is from RefSeq and is a predicted model, not a curated record. Lineage: Eukaryota; Metazoa; Arthropoda; Insecta; Coleoptera; Silphidae. The transcript has 6 exons.
CACCCUGCAGUCUCCUGCAACUAUCGUCAUAUUGAUUUAUAUAAAUGUUCGGGCGGGUUCACAACGUGUCAAGGUCGAAAUUCGUCCCUUGGUGUGGUCCACCACCGCCACAGCAUCAUCAACCCUCGUCCAAAUUCAGUCGACACUUGUGAAUUGGCUCGAUUCAACUUCGAACUUAACUUAACGAUUUCAUUCGAUUAUUCAAAACGGAGAAACAAAAGAAAACUCCCCUGGUCUACGCGAUUAUGAUUCCAUCCGGGUCUCGACCUGGACCACCUGUUAAGAACAAACCAAGACCGCGGGCGAGUUGUUCACCCUGCUGCUGCCUGGAGAAUGAUUCGCGAGCGAUGUGCGCGUUCGGCUUCUGCCUAGGAAUAAUCUUAGUUAUAUUUGUCGCUGCGAUGGUUAUAAAUCCAGGUGUUUAUAACAACAACGAUCAAAUCGAUGUCGUCUAUACUUGGGUGAACGGCUCCGAUCCCAGAUUCCUGGCGAAUCUGAAGGUCAUCAGCGCUUUCUUGGACAAGGGCUCUAUCGAUCUGUCGCCGCAACGAUACGACGACAAAUUGGAAUUGAAAUAUUCGUUACGCUCUUUGGAGGUGUACGCGCCUUGGAUCAGGAAAGUGCACAUAGUCACAAACGGUCAAAUACCGAAUUGGAUAAGCUUAUUCAAUCCCAAACUGAACAUUGUCCAGCACAAGGAUAUCUUCGAGAAUCUAGAACAUCUGCCAACAUUCUCGAGUCCAGCAAUCGAAUUCCAUCUGCACAAGAUCCGCGAUAUCACAAAACGCUUCAUCUAUUUCAACGACGAUACAUUCUUGGGUAAACCUGUCUACUACGAGGACUUUCACACGGUUCAGAAAGGAUACUCCAUAUACCUGAGUUGGCCUAUACCGCCUUGCGCGGAGGACUGUCCAUGGAUGUACGUCAACGACGGACAAUGCGACUCGCAAUGUUACAAUCCUUCCUGUCAGAUGGAUGGAAAUGAUUGUGUUAAUGCGGAGAAGGACGAGCAAGGCAGACUGGUGCAAAGUAAAUACGACAAGUACGAUGUUAUGGAAACUGCAGUCGAUGGAACGACGGAGACGAUUCCAAAGAACAUCCUUACUUCGCUGAAUUCCUCCACUCAUGAUAUACCGAGACUUGUGAACAAUUUGAAUGUCGGCAUAGUGAAGAGCAAUAGGAUUAAGAGAAGGUUACGAUCGGCCAAGAGUCAUAGCAGAAAGAAACGCGUCAAAACUGUCGAUGCGUACGGGGAAUCUCUUCAGUACAGUAAUAAAGUGUUGAACAAGAGGUACGGCUACAAGACUCGCCAUGUGGCAGCGCACGCUCCGAUCCUAAUUGACGUACCGAUCAUGAUCGCAAUGUCGAAAGCGUUUAAGAAGGAAAUAUACAAGACCAGCAGCAGCAGAUUCCGCAGUCCCGAUGAUCUUCAGUUUGCAUUUACUUACUAUCACUACCUCAUGGAGGAGACAUUGCAAGUCAGCGUGGGUGAGAUCUUUGAUAAGUUCGACACCGACAAAUCCAAGACUUGGUCUGAUAGGGAAAUCCGCACUAUAAUGACUAAAAUUUACGAUCUACCGUUGAGCUACGGAACCGUCGAACAUUUCGAAUGGAUUUUAUCUAAUUGUACCAACGGCGAUGAAGAACAGAACAUACCAGUUCCUGUUGAUGAUAGAUACUCUGACUCUAAAUUGUCGGUUAUCACCCGAGAUAUGGUAUUAAAAUGUCACUUACUAGGAAAGCUGCUGAAGAAACAAUUUGGCAGAAAACCAAAGUACAAUUUCGAAGUUAUCAACAACGCGCAUUUCGGCGACGUCACCUUCAAAAUGCUUAGCUCGAACGUCAGCGAUGUAGCCGGUCAAUUGGACGAAAUUCGACGCAAACCCACCAAGUUCGUGUGUCUAAACGACAAUUUAGAUGCGAGCCGAGUGGACGACAACGAAUUCGUGAAGACUGUCCUCCACGAUUUCUAUCAGUCGAUACUUCCGAUUCCCAGCGAGAGCGAACUUUCCGACUACCGCAAUCGUUUCCAAUACUUGGACGACUUCAACAACUGGAGAUUCGAGCGAAUUGCAAUGCGGGCCACUGUGUUGGGCGUCUUCCUAUCGCUGUGCUUCUACGCGAUUUAUUUGAAGAUGCAACAGUCGAACAUUGGUAUAGUCAACGUAAUCUAGGAUUUUAAGUUCUCAGAACAAUGGAGCAAUCGGUAAAUUAUUACGAAGUUCUUUAACUCGAUGUUGGAUGUCUGUAGAUUACUAAUCUUAUAUAUCUAUUUAUCACUAUAUUCAGUAGAUUUCCAGAAUUUAACAAAAAUAGAUACGUUAGACUCAAUGCGUGAGCUUUAAGUAAAUCAUUAAAUGAAUGUAUGCAUGCAUAUAACCAGUAUAUUGGAAUAUAAUUUAACUAAAUCUACGUGUCAAAAUAGUAAUACGUUUAUUAAUAUUAUUAUAAUACAGGGUGUAGACACCAAUAGAAGUCAUAUAUGGGUGAUAUAAGAUAAUAUAGGCAAAUUACUAAUAAUUACGUGUACAUAUAUUUUUUUUUAUUUUAUUAAUUAAUUUAUACGCACAUAGAAUUUAAUGUUUAUUUUGUUCAUAUUUAAUUUGGUUAUUUAAGCCGUUUUCCGAAUCUGAUUCAAAGCAAAUCAGAAAGUUCAAGAUUCUAAAGCAUAAGUGAAUACUUUGCAGUUCAAGACAACAACAAGUCUUGAACCUUGUAAUACUUUAGAUAAGAUGCCAACUAUAUUAUAUAUAUAUAUGUACUGAGAGCAUGGGAUGAAUGAAAAAAACUGGUAAUUUUAACAACAGCAAGACACAUUGUCGACAACGGUGGUCUUUAAAAAUUAACUAUAACUAUGUUAUAAAUUAGGGUAAGGAAAUUUCAUUUGUUGGGGUUCAACCCUAAUGUAGUUUAUAGAAGUUAUUUUUGUGUUUGACAUUAUCCAAUCUGCAUCGCAGAUCAUAACGAAAGUACGGCAAAGGAUUCGGCAUCCCUUGCGUAGGGAUGCAGACCUUCUUGUAGUUUGUAGCUAAUUUUAAGGAUUAUUUAUAAGAUGUGUAGACUAGUCAUAUUUGUAAAUCUAGUUCAGAGUUUCUCAACCGAAAACUGUAUGUGUAA